AUGCGCCGCUCCAAUUUAUUCUUGCUGGCCACUGUCCAGCUUGUUGGAGCUCGUUCACCGGGCUUCAGCAUCCACGAGGACUUGUUGACGUACCCUCAGUUCGAAGUAGUUUUUGAUAGUCAAUACAUUUCCGAAAAAGAUGCACAUUUGUUGCUCGAUAGCCAACAUCCUACUUACUCUGCCGACUUUGCGCAAUCAACACUUGAUCAAGCUCGGGAAGCUGACGAGCGCGACAAUGAAAGCGACAACCAGGGCCAAAAUGGUCCGUCGCAUACAUACGAACUUAUGAAACUCCCUCCCCACGAAUACCUCUGCUCUAUCCCUAUUAUACAACCCCCCGAACCCGAGAACAAGACAGCAAAUGAGCUGGCCAAGGCCGAAGAAGCACGAGAGCUUACUCGCGCGACAGCAAGCGGAUGGGAACUUCUCUCACAACUUGAAGAUUCUUGUCUGUACUUUAUGUCAGGAUGGUGGAGCUACAGUUUCUGCAACAACCGCGAGAUCGUCCAGUUCCACGCCCUCCCAUCUAUACCAAAUGGCCAGCCUCCCAAGCGCGACCCCAACACCAUGGACUUUACGCUUGGCAAGGUCCCCGCGAUUCCCGCCAACGCUGCGCACCAGGCAAAGUUGAACGGUAUCGAGAACCCACCACCAGCGGAGCUGCAGGUCAAGGGAGAUCAACGAUAUCUGGUACAGAGACUAGAAGGUGGAACGAUCUGCGAUUUGACCGGCAGGGAACGGACAAUCGAGGUCCAGUAUCAUUGUGUGCCUGGUAUGAAGACUGAUAGGAUCGGAUGGAUCAAGGAGGUCACGAUCUGUGCUUAUCUCAUGGUGGUAAACACACCACGUCUCUGCAACGACGUUGCUUUCUUGCCUCCUGAGGAGACUAGAGCGAACCCCAUUUCGUGCAAGCUCAUCGUCGGCGAGAACGGCCAGACUCCUCUACUGGAUCAGGCGGUGCCUGUGAAGGAAGCUGAGGCGCAGGAGCCCCUAAAGCAGGAGGGCGAAGAGGUCAAACCCGAAGAGGCCAAGCCGCAAGAUGCAGCAAAAGAGCCCGUCAACAUCGGUGGUGUCAUCGUAGGAGCCCGCAAUGUCCUCUCCGGCGCCGACGAAGCAGGCAAACCACCUGCCAAGCUCUCUCCUCCACGAAGCUACUUCUCCAACACCGACACCGACGGCGAGCGCUUUAUCGAAGUCGUCGCCUCCGGUAAGAGCAAAGAAGACGGCGCCGAAGUCAAGCUCCUCAGCACCGAAGAACUAGAACGUCUCGACCUCAAGCCCUCCACCGUGAAGGACAUGACAGAGCGCAUGAAGAAGCUCGCAGGGAAGUACGGGUGGAAACUCGAGCUUGUUGAGCUUCCUGGUGGUGAAAAGGAGUUGAGGGGGUAUAUUGACGCAGAUGAGGAUGAGCUUGCGAAGAACAAGGCCAAGUUGAAGAAGGAGAAAGAAGCGCUGGAUAAGGCCAAGGCGGAUAAGAAGAAGGCUGGCAAGGAGGGUGGGGAGGAGACGGAGGGGAGUCAGGAGGAGUUCUUCAAGAAGAAAGAUGAAUUGUAA
Messenger RNA from Fusarium fujikuroi IMI 58289, 1554 nucleotides. Its product is annotated as putative OS-9-like protein. The record is from RefSeq and is a predicted model, not a curated record. Gene Ontology annotation, cellular component: endoplasmic reticulum lumen. The transcript is spliced from 2 exons. Bases 1 to 1554 code for a protein of 517 amino acids. Gene Ontology annotation, biological process: endoplasmic reticulum unfolded protein response; retrograde protein transport, ER to cytosol. Lineage: Eukaryota; Fungi; Ascomycota; Sordariomycetes; Hypocreales; Nectriaceae.